CGCUCGUUGAUUAACCGUGACCCGAAGUUCUUGACCUAACUCGACUUUGAUUUCCAUCAUCAAUGUCUCUCUCAAUUCCGAUGCUGCUUUCCUUCUCUAAAACUUUAUCGUCCGAUAACCCAUUCUUCUGCUCUAGGUUCUCCCAACUCACCCUACACACCUCACCCGUUCCCCUCAAAACUACUAUAAUCCGCAUGGGCGGCGGGCCCAGAACGUACCCAGGCGGAGUAUCCAAGUGGCAAUGGAAGCGAAUGCAAGCGAAGAAAGCUAAACAGCUUCUAAAAGCUCGGCUCUGCCGCGAGAGACAAAUUUACGAAAUGCGAAAGAGAGCUGAGCUCAAGGCGGCGGUUUCGGAGCUCGAGCGCCCCUGGGAGGUGGUUGAGAGAGCACCGACGUUGUUCUCGGUUAAUGCGGAUGAGCAAGUGAAGGUCUUGGCUGACCGGUUUCAGAAACCCGGCGGAUUUGAUAUGUGGUCGGAGAGGGAUGGGCCUCAGUUGUUUGAGACCCCCGAUGGGAUCCCCUCCGCAAGGUUUUUUCCUAAAGGUGUUGUUCAUAGUGUCAGGCCUUAUGGUAAGAUUGCUGGGAAUGGUGAUUUUGAUAGUGGAGAAGAGGAUUCUGCUAUGGAAAGUGAAAGCGAAAGGGAAAAUGAAAAUGGAAAUAAAGAUAGAUAUGGUAUGGCUAUGGCAAGGAAUGGGUACAAAAGUAAUGCUUUGUCAGUCAAUGAGAAAUUUAGGAGGGGUGGUCUGCACACUGGAAGGAAGAAGGACUGUGUGGAUUCGUUGGCAAGGGAAGAUAAUUCAGAUUUAGAGAGUGGAUAUAACAAGAAUUCUACUGGAAAAUGGGGCAUGGAUAAGAAUACUAAAAGUAGAAAUGGUGGUGAAUUUAGGAAGCAGGGCAACAGAAGUAGAUUUAGGAGUGGUUUAGGUUCAUUAGAUUCAGGGCAAGUUGGUUUAGGUAGAAAGCAAAGAGGAAGUGGUGAUACUAAGACUAAUAGGAGUAAGAUUGAUGGUAGGAAUAGAAGUAAUGGGAGUAAUAGUUUGCGAAAUCCUAGAUAUUCUAAGUCUGAAGUUUGUGAUAUGAGUUUACAACAGGAUGGGAGUUAUGGGUUCCAAGCCAAAAGCAGGCAGAUCGAUUCUAAUUUUCAGGCUCCAGAGGUAUUUGAGUCGUUCUAGCUUUAAGUGCUGUCAGAAAAAUGGGACUAAUCGAAUGAAUAACAUUUGAGGCUAGCUAUUGAUGCUAUCAAAUUGUGAGAUGAGAAAGAACUGCGUUUCAUUAGUUCUGUGCUUAGCAUUUCAUGUAAGUGCAAGUUGUGAUGACUAGUGAGGAUAUCAUAUUUGGCAAUUGAUAUAAAUGAGGUGCCAACAAAUGGAAGAUGAUUAGGUAAUAGUUGUCAUUUCCCCAUGUAUAAACUAUAAACUGAUGUAUAUGUGUAUGUAUUAUGUGUUGUGUUCAAUUUAAUAAAACUGUAUAUUGAGCUGCAUAAA
Messenger RNA from Hevea brasiliensis (rubber tree), 1484 nucleotides. RefSeq lists its product as uncharacterized. The transcript has a single exon. Lineage: Eukaryota; Viridiplantae; Streptophyta; Magnoliopsida; Malpighiales; Euphorbiaceae. Bases 63 to 1172 code for a protein of 369 amino acids. The record is from RefSeq and is a predicted model, not a curated record.